Molecule: messenger RNA, 749 nt
Organism: Drosophila montana
Lineage: Eukaryota; Metazoa; Arthropoda; Insecta; Diptera; Drosophilidae
Exons: 5
Coding region: 196-651 (151 amino acids)
Source: RefSeq, a predicted model, not a curated record
UUAAACAAAAGCUAACCAAAACAUACCCUAAUAUCAGAUUUUAUCACAAGAUGCCUUUGUCAUCGCGGUUAUCACCACAUGCGAACGUGACUUUCCGCCAUCAACCACGACAAGAGAAACUUCUUAUGCUCAGUGAUAUCCUAGUAAUCUCUGCUUCCGUCGUGCUUCUCGGAUUCCACUACACGCUGCGCGAUUAUGAGCCACCUACUGGUGCCACAUAAGACACCAGCGGCGUGGAUCCUAAAGCCAAGGGAAACUUUUCCUUGUACCUGCAUUGAUAUUUUUAUUUAUUUUUUUGAUAUCUGCCCCCCGACUUCAAAGAAGCCGGGUGCUUCUCCAACUUGGGCGCCAUAUUGUAGCGGAGCUGCUUGUUUAUCGGUGGGCCGCGCUAAAAAUCGGGUCCCGGUUCCGGACCCAGCGUACUCGCCCUACCUGAGACGAUCACCUGAUCUCGUCUCCCUCAUUUUGGCCACUAGAUGGCCUGCAUCAGCCCGUGUCGGCAGCCACUUACAAUCUCAUGCCAGCGGACAUUUCCCUCAACUUCACAGGUAUCUCUGCUGGCUAUCUCCACUCAACUAUUUACGUUCUCAUACACGUGGACAUUUCUUCACCAGCCGGACAACACAAAGAAAGGGCGACACCGAAAGCUAGUGCCAACCGCCGUUGGGAACAACGUGGGAGAACAAAUAUUAUAAAUAUUAAAUUGAGCGAUUGUUGUCACGCUGAAAUAAAAUGGUAUGUUAUAAAGA